Anthostomella pinea is the source of this 390-nucleotide messenger RNA. The record is from the annotation of a GenBank genome assembly. Lineage: Eukaryota; Fungi; Ascomycota; Sordariomycetes; Xylariales; Xylariaceae.
AUGGCUUUCAAAGCCCUUCUUGAACAGCGUAUCUGGGGCUGGAUGAGGUGGGAGAAGCCGUCCUUUACCUUCAAUACGGUACUUCCGGACACCGUCAUAGGCCAGACUCUCGACCCGAAGAACCAGGGUAUCCAGAGUACCUGUGGGAUGGUCAAGUGGCUGUGGGACGGGGUGAACCUGGACGUAUUGGCGCAGCUGCAACCGCAGUGGCACCUCGAUACUCGCGACGCCGGUCUGCUCUACGUAGUAGCUAUGAUCACGCCGGGUGUCAACGGCGAGAGGCUUUACGGCUUCGGAGACCGGUACAGCUGGCCUCGUAUCCGGAAGAUCUUGAAGAACUUGUACCCGGAGAAGGGAUUGCCCGAGCUGGAAGAGAAUGUUUGGGACUAG